This is a messenger RNA of Carassius carassius (crucian carp), 970 nucleotides long. Its product is annotated as F-box only protein 6-like. The coding region runs from base 133 to 891 and encodes 252 amino acids. Gene Ontology annotation, molecular function: ubiquitin protein ligase activity; protein binding. The record is from RefSeq and is a predicted model, not a curated record. The transcript has 6 exons. NCBI's taxonomy places the organism in Eukaryota, Metazoa, Chordata, Actinopteri, Cypriniformes, Cyprinidae. Gene Ontology annotation, cellular component: SCF ubiquitin ligase complex; cytoplasm. Gene Ontology annotation, biological process: glycoprotein catabolic process; SCF-dependent proteasomal ubiquitin-dependent protein catabolic process.
AAAGAAGAAGAAGAAGAAGAAGAAGAAGAAGAAGAAUCAGAAGAAGAAGAGCAAGAGCCCCAGUACUUUCGAUUUGCGAUCUCGGUAACAACACGUGAUUCCUAAGGAAUAUAUUCGGAUUCUGACCACAUCAUGUGGUCAGGUCUGCAGGCAGAUGUCCCUCUAGCUGUGGUUGAGGAGAUCCUGCUGAAUCUGCCUGCUCAUCAGGUGGUGCGAGUCUGUCGUCUGGUGUGUCAGGAGUGGAAGGAGCUGGUGGACAGUGCUGCACACUGGAGAGAGCGCUGUCGGAGAGAGGGGAUCCAGCCGUGUGAUGCUUCCAGAACACCAGAGGACUGGCGCUUGUUUUACUUUUUAACUAAGAAUCGACGUAACUUGCUCAAGAAUUCCAGAGCAGAAGAUAAACUUAAAGGAUGGAAUAUUGUAGAGAAUGGAGGUGACUGCUGGGCUGCAGAGGAAAACAGGAAACCAUUUCCAGAUGAUAUGGUCACAAAAUGUUUUGUAACAUCUUUUGGGUUGUGUUUGAAGCAACAGCUGAUUGAUUUGAAGAAAGAAGGCUACAGUGCUGCUUUCAUGGAUCAACUGCAACCUCAUAUCAGAAUAACAGACUGGUAUGCGCCACGCUUUGAUUGUGGGUGUCAGUAUGAGAUCAGUGUAGAGCUGCUUGAUCGGAAGAAAAAACCUAUCUGUACUUUUCAGCCUGAGAAAAUUUUUUUUGAACAGUGGAAUGAUGAGCCGUGGUGUCAAAUGACACAUGUCUUUAAGGAUUAUGGACCUGGGGUUCGGUUUAUCCGUUUCACGCAUGGAGGAGUGGAUACAAAGUUUUGGGCAGGCUGGUAUGGGAUACGAGUCACUAACAGUAGUGUGGAGAUCUGCCCAGCUAAAGAGAGAUAAUGUCUUAUUUUCUGAAUCUGUUCUGCUUUGAGAAAUGCGGUUAUAUGUAACCUUCCCUCAGUGUUGCACGUGAUUUAAA